CAAAAAAAAACAAAUAAAACUAGUAAUAUGAAUCAGGAUUUUGUCCAUUGCAGACAGUAGAAACCUAAUUCAAACUCGCUUAAAUCAAGUUAUUUCUUUAAGUUAAUAGAGGUUCAGGGGUAGACAGGGUGAUCCAGGCAAGACUGUUAAGGCAUUGUCAUGAGCAUUCUAUUCUGUCCUUCUCCUGCCAAAGCUCUGUUGUCCACUCUGUUAGAUUCCUUCUCAGGAAGGCUGUCCCCAAGUUUGGAAAGAUUGUCCACUGGCAAAUCCAACCUUAUAUUCUACUAGUUUAAAAUUUUUAGAAGGAAGAGACUUAGCUCUAGCAAAAGUCCCAUUUCAGCAAAAUACUUCAAUUGGACUAUCUCUGAAUCAAUCACUGGGACCAGGAAUGGCUGGAAUACCUUGUGCCUUGCCAGACUGGAGUGAACGGUGAACAGCCCAUGUCAAAUCAUGUGGACUGAGAGUGGAGGGAAACGAUGUUCCAGAAAUGAAAUCCAAGAGAAGGGAUCCUCACCAAAUGGAAGCUGUAGAUGUCCACAGCCCUGGGCUGUAUACAUUUCCUGAGUCAAUUCUAUGGACCUUGGCUGCAAUGCUGAGUUCUAACUGCCCGUUUACUUAUAGGCUCUAUAUGAGCAGGGCCGUGUCUCCAUCAGGGUUCCAUCCCCAGGGUUGUUUAGAAGAUCUUGCACAUAGAAGGCUGCCCAUAAUGAAGAAAUAUCUCCUGUCCCUUCCUUUUUCCUUCAUCUAGUUUCAGAGAUCAUGUUUCCAGUGGGUUCUGCAGAAAUUACAUUGGGCCUCACACAAGGGGAGCUUGUGUGUAAUAUUCACUCCACAAAAUAUUUGUGGAGUAAAUGUAUUAAGGGCACUGAUAAGUUCAUAAUAGUUGCCCACAACCCCAGAGGUCAGAAGGAUGUGGCACUUACAGCAAAACCUACUGAGCUUACUCAGCCUCCUUUUGUCUUUUUCCUAUCUCCUUUGAAAUCUGUUACUCUUCUUAUCUAUCUCAAACUUAUGCUUUCCCAUCUCUUGAUAUACCUGGUUCCUGUCUGUUUCUGAGCCUUUUCUCCCUGUGGGGUUUCCUCACUCUCUCCCUCCUUCCCUUUCUUCCUCCCUCUGAAAAAAUGAUAUAUUGGUAUGGCUUCUGGGUCUCCUUUGGUGUACUUCUUUUUCUUAUUUUUCACUUCCCCUCUCUCUUCCUACUCACCAUGCAGAAAUGGGAUUUUUAUGUUUGUUAUUGACUAUUUAUAUAUCUAUGAUUCUUAAUUUUCCAGGCUAGUGAACAAAACAUUUAAAUUUCCCUCUGUAAAAACUGGUGGCACUGGGGGGUUAGUGACUGCCAAAAGGCAAUCAAUACCCUGCCAUCUUUCCAGGACUUGUUUUGCAAUAAGUAACAAGAACUUAAUGAAAAAAUCUCUUGGAUAUAGCUGUACACAGAGGAAACUACUACAAAGUUAUAGGGGCCUAGUGUUUCAACUGUAAAUUCCAAUAGAAAGUCAGUUUGGUUGCUAAGCAGAGAACAAUGUGUAAGGUUUAAAAAUUGACGUAUUUCUUCAAAAAUUUAAAGACGAUUUUAUAUUUGACAGUGAAAUUCCUAAGAACCCCCUGAAGGCUAUCCUGGAGUUAGAAUGUCACUUUGCAUGGAAUUUACUUAAGACAUUCUGUUUGAUGUGGAAGAUACAAUUGGGCAGCAGCUUGAAUUUUUCGCCACAGAAUCCUGAUUUACUCUUUAUAACCUAUUGGCCUGCAUGAAACACUUAAAAGGCCAAAUGAAGAUGCCCUGGAAUAUUUGGACUGAGCAGAAGCCGUAAUGCAGAGAAAACACUCAGACAAAAAGGAAGUACGACAUCUGGUCACUUGGGGAAACUAUGUGUGGCUGUAUUGUCACAUGGACCAGCUCAAGGAAGUUCAGAAGUAUUUAGACAAGAUAGGGACCGUCUGUAAGAAACUGUCCAGUCCUUCUGACUAUGAAUUGGAGAGGCCUGAGAUUGAUUGUGAGAAAGGGUGGGCACUCUUGAAAUUUGGAGGAAAGUAUUACCAAAGGGCAAAAGCAGCUUUUGAGAAGGCUCUAGAAGCAGAACCCGAUGAUCUAGAAUUUAACAUCAGCUAUGCCAUCACAAUAUAUUGGUUGGACCAUUCUGACCACCACAGGCCUACACAAAGCUCUUCUUUGGGCCCACGGAGGAAGGCUGUCACCCUGAACCCAGCAAAUGCCUACAUUAAGAUGUACAUGCAGAAGCUGAAGUGGAAAGGUUUAUUGAAGAAAUCCUGGACCAGAUAUCUUCCCAACCUUACGUCCUUUGUUACACAGCCAAAUUCUACAGGAGAAAAAAUUCCUGGGACAACGCUCUGGAACUUUUGAAAAAAGGUCUUGAAAGUGACACCAAGGUCUUCAUUCCUGCAUCACCAGAUGGGACUUUACCAGAGGGCACAAAUGAUCCAAAUCAAAGGCCACGGGCAACAGACCCGUGGGAGGAUAAAUGGAGAGUGGAUAGGCUUCUUACAAUGUUGCUCUCUCAUUUCAGAGUAGCUGUGCAACAAGACUCCACCUUUGCAUUUGUUUACACAGACCUGGCCAACAUGUAUGCUGAGGGAGUCCAGGAUAGCAAAGCUGAAGAAGUCUUCCAGAAAGCCCUUCAACUGGAGAACAUAACUGAUGAUCACAAACAUCAGCUCUACUACUACUAUGGCCACUUUUAGGAAUUCUACUGUAAAUCAGAAAGUACUGCCAUCCACCAUUAUUUAGAGGCCUUGAAGAUCAGAGACUGCUCAUCCCUCUGUACCAAACUGACCAGUGCUCUGAAGACACUGGCUGGGAAGAGACUUGGUCACAAUGCUUCAGACCUGCAGAGUUUAUGAGCCCUGGGUUUUGUUUACAAGGUGGAGGGAGAAGAGAGACAAGCUGCUGAGUACUGAGUGGGCCCUAAGGAUAGACCCAGAAAAUGCAGUGUCUUGGGUUCUCCGUGAGCUUCAACUUUCUAUUUAAAUACAUACUCUGGGGGGUGGGGUGGUGGUGGGGAACCUGGGUGGCUCAGUGGUUGAGCAUCUGGCUUUGGCUCAGGUUGUGAUCUGAGGGAUUGGUGUGGGAUUGGGUCCCA
This is a messenger RNA of Canis lupus familiaris (dog), 3095 nucleotides long. RefSeq names its product interferon-induced protein with tetratricopeptide repeats 5-like. The transcript has 2 exons. Gene Ontology annotation, biological process: defense response to virus. Gene Ontology annotation, cellular component: cytosol. Gene Ontology annotation, molecular function: protein binding; RNA binding. Lineage: Eukaryota; Metazoa; Chordata; Mammalia; Carnivora; Canidae. The record is from RefSeq and is a predicted model, not a curated record. Bases 1808 to 2359 code for a protein of 183 amino acids.